This is a messenger RNA of Chenopodium quinoa (quinoa), 1284 nucleotides long. RefSeq names its product glycine-rich cell wall structural protein 1.8-like. The record is from RefSeq and is a predicted model, not a curated record. The coding region runs from base 45 to 1040 and encodes 331 amino acids. NCBI's taxonomy places the organism in Eukaryota, Viridiplantae, Streptophyta, Magnoliopsida, Caryophyllales, Amaranthaceae. The transcript has a single exon.
CUUAUCAUUGGUAAUCAUCUUUUUUUGAGUUUCAAAACAUUCCCAUGGCUGCCCACAAAAUCUCUUGUGUUGUUUUCUUUUUGUUAUUGGGAUUAGGCAUCUCCUCUGCUGCUAGGUCCCUCCUUACUUAUGAACAUUUAGGGGGCUAUGCGGGUGGUGGUGGUGGUGGUAGUGGUUCUGGUGGGGCAGCUGUUUAUGAUGGCGGACAUGCAGCUGGAUAUGGCGGUGGAGGUGGUGAAGGAGGCGGUGUAGCACAUGGUGGAUAUGCUGGUGGAGGUGGUGGUGGAAGUGGUGGUGGUGGUGCAUACAGUGAAGGAGGAGCGCAUGCUGGUGGUUAUGGUGGUGGUGAAGGCGGUGGAGCUGGUGGAGCCGGUGCAUAUGGUGGAGGUGCUUAUGCCGGUGGUGGCGGUGGUGGAAGUGGUGGAGGUGGUGCUGGUACAUAUGGUGCUGGAGGAGAGCAUGCUGGAGGAUAUGGAGGUGGUGCAGGUGGUGGUCAUGGAGGAGCUUAUGCAGGUGAGGGUGGUGGUGCAUAUGGUGGUGGUGGUGGCAGUGGAAGUGGUGGAGGAGGUGCAUAUGGUGGAGCAGGAGGACAUGCUGGAGGCUAUGGAGGUGGUGAAGGUGGUGGCCAUGGAGGAGCUUACGCCGGUGGUUCUGGAGCAUAUGCUGGAGGUGGUGGGAGUGGAAGUGGUGGAGGAGGUGCAUAUGGUGGAGCAGGAGGACAUGCUGGGGGCUAUGGAGGUGGUGAAGGUGGUGGCCAUGGAGGAGCUUAUGCUGGAGGUGGUGCUGGUGCAUACGGUGGUGGUGGUGGAAGUGGUGGUGGCGGUGCUGGUGCUUAUGGUGGUGGUAGUGAAGCUGCAGGUGGUGGAUAUGGUAGUGGAGGAGGAGCAGGUGGUGCUGCUGCAGGAGGAGGGCAUGCAUAUGGUGCAGGUGGCGGAGGUGGUGAAGGAGGAGGUGGUGCCUAUGCAGGUGGUGCUCAUGCAGGUGGAUACGGUGGUGGUGCUGGAGGUGGUGAAGGAGGUGCCCAUGGUGGGUAUCCUUGAGUUCAAAUCGCCAAUUCCAAACUUGGCCUACAUUAGUAAUAAUGAGAUUGAAGAUUCAAAACUACAUGUAGUAAUGUAACCGAUACUCAUUAGUCCAUGAAGAACCUGCAAUAUGUAGUCAUGUAACUUUAUCAAUCCUAUAGUUGCUUCAUAAUUUUACUUUAUGAUUUGGAUACAUAAUGAAAUCGUGAGCUCUCCCCAUACAGCCACUUCAUGGUACUAAUUGAUUAAUGAUUGCAGUUAA